UGGAUCAAUUAUUUAAAAUGAAAAAUGGAUAUUUUUAUAAAGACAAGUCGAGUACGAGAAUUGCAAGCUGCAUUUUUUCCAAUUCUACCGAUACCAGUGAGACGAGUGAUAAUCUAUCGUAAUUCUCGGAGCAAUCAAUGAAGAUAAAAUGCCAGAAUGCAAUGAACCGGUUACAGAAAACACCGAAAAUAUUGGCAAUUUUUUGACAAGACAAAAUCUUCAGGAUCGAUUUGGUUAUUCACGAAAAGAUGUGGAUUCUGUUUUACCAAUUACAUCAAGUAUAUUAAAAUAUCGAGAAGCAGAUGUACAAACGAUUGAUGUAACAAAUCAGGAUCCAAGAUGGCCAACGGAAUGCAAAGUAAUACAAGAAAAAAUACGUCAUAUAGAUUUUACACCACCAACACCAGAGCCUUACUAUGUGCCAACAGGAAAAGAACCAAAGCCAAAACCCAUAACAGAAGAUAUGGGAACAGUUGUAUACAAUUAUUGUCCAACAAGUGCAACAAAUUAUUUUAGCAGAUCCUGUCCAGGUGGAACAGUUAUUUUAACAUCAUCAUCAUCCUCAUCAUCACUAAUAAAUAUCGAUUCCCAAAAUAUUGAUUUUACAAAAUCAUCACACAACAAUAACACCAAAAAUGAUUUAAAAUUUGAAUCACGUUUUGAGUCUGGUAAUUUAGGAAAAGUCAUUAAAAUAACUGAUACAUAUUAUCAAUUACAUUUACGAAAAGAUUUAUACACACAAAAACACAUGCAAUGGUUUUAUUUUCGUAUAUCAAAUACAAAAUGUAAAACAAUGUACAGAUUAUCAAUUGUUAAUUUUUGCAAAGAUGACAGUUUAUAUAAUGAUGGUCUCAAGCCACUUUUAUAUUCAACAAAAGAUGCUAAUAUGCAUGCUGUUGGAUGGCGAAGAUGUGGUGAUAAUAUAACAUACUACAAAAAUGAUUCAUCUGAUGAAGAAAAAGAAAAACAUACUUUAACAUUUAACAUAACAUUUCCACAUGAUCAAGACAUUGUUUAUUUAGCUCACUGUUAUCCAUACACAUAUUCUGAUCUUCAGGAAUAUUUAACAAGACUAUCAAGUGAUCCAUUAAAAUCGAAAUUUACAAAGCUAAGAUUACUAUGUCGUACAUUGGCUGGUAAUAAUGUACAUUAUCUAACAAUAACAGCACCAAAUUACAAUGAUGAUUGUAAAAAAAAAAAAGGUAUUGUUAUAACAGCAAGAGUACAUCCUGGUGAGACACCAUCAAGCUGGAUGAUGAAAGGAAUUAUUGAUUUUUUAACUGGUGAAUCAAAUCAAGCUAAAGAACUUAGAGAAAAAUUUAUAUUUAAAUUAGUGCCAAUGUUAAAUCCAGAUGGUGUUAUUGUUGGUAAUAAUAGAUGUUCAUUAUCAGGAAAAGAUUUAAAUCGUCAAUAUCGUACUGUUAUGAGAGAAAGUUAUCCAUCAGUAUGGCAUACUAAAUUAAUGAUUAGAAGAUUAAUGGAAGAAUGUGGAAUUGUUAUUUAUUGUGAUCUUCAUGCACAUUCUAGAAAACAUAAUAUAUUUAUUUAUGGUUGUGAAUCUAAAAGAGCUGGUUGUUAUGGAAAAUUAACUGAACAAAUAUUUCCACUAAUGUUACAUAAAAAUUCAGCAGAUAAAUUUUCAUUUGAAAAUUGUAAAUUUCAUAUUGAAAAAGGUAAAGAAGGUACAAGUAGAGUUGUCGUUUGGUUAAUGGGAAUACAAAAUAGUUAUACAAUGGAAGCAUCAAUGGGUGGUUCAAAAUUAGGAUCAAGAAAUGGUACACAUUUUUCAACUCAAGAUUAUGAACAAAUUGGUAAAUCAUUUUGUGAAACAUUACUUGAUUUUACUGAUGAUGAUCCAAUCAAAGAAAAAUUGAGAAAUAAAAUACUUGUUCGUCUUGGUAAAGAAGGCUCAAGUGCUGAUGAACCAACAAAUAUUAAUCUCACUGAUUAUUCAAGUGAUGAAGGUGAUACAUCAGACAGUUCAACAGAACAAAUAAAAAUAAUUAAACAAACUAAAAUAUUGGUAGAUCAAGAAAUAACAAUUGAUUCACAACAAUAUCUUUUGGUACCACCACCAUCACCACAAUUAUUACAAUUAAAUAAUCAUAAUAAAUUUAAAAAAUUAAGAAAGAAAAAUAAAAUGGAAAAGAAUCAUUAUAUGAGAAGAAAAUUAUUGAAUCGUCGAUCAGUCAUGGAUUUACCAGCAACUGAUCCUGGAAGUGGAUGUGAUUUAACAGACUCAGCAGAUGAAUAUUAUUUAAAUACAUCAGAAAAUUUUAGUAAAGAAGAAAGAAGUAUAUCACCAGUUGAUAAUAAAAAAUAUAAUUAUGAAAAAAAAGAUUAUCUUGAUGUUGAAACUUUGCCUAUUUUAAGACCACAUACAUUGUCAUUUGUUGAUGAAUCAUUUGAUGAUAAAAUACAUCAUAAAAUGCAGAGAAAAACACGUGGUACUCAGCCAGUCAGAUUUAUGAGAAAUUUAUCACCAAUAUUGCCAAGAAGUCAAGACGUGCAAAUUAAAUUGACAUCAUUGAGACAACAAAUAUGGACUGGAGUAUCUGAUAAUGAUGAAGAUGAUUCAUUUGGUAAAACUCCAUUGAGCUGGGGAGUAUCACAUUUAGCCAUGAUGUACAAAAAAAAUGGCGAAGCACUGUUAAAAUCCUGUUCAAAAAAAUUAGAAUCAUUAAAUUCACUUGGUAAUCAUGAACAAAAAAAGAGUAAAAAAAAUAGCAAAAGUUCAUCAAGAUUAAAUAAAAAUCAAACAAAUGAUGAUAAUAUUUAUGAUGAUAUUCAAAAGUUGAGUAAAAAAAAACGUAUACGUUCAAAAAAUCAUAAAAUAAAUAAUACAACACCAGAAGAGUUAACAAAUACAACAACUAAAAUAAAUGAUCAAAUUGAUUCAUUAAAAUUAUUUGGUAUUGCAAAAUUACCAAAUAAACAAAAUGGAAAGCUAAAAAAUGACUCAACAAGUAAAAAAAAAUUUAAAAGAAGUGGAAUUGUUGCAACAACUGGUAUACAUGUAUCAAAAUUAAAAAAUAAUAAAAUUAUUAUUGAUACAUCAAGUUCUGAUGAUUUACCAACAAUUAUAAAUAACAAUAACAAUAACAACAGACCUCGUAUAAACAAAAAAAAAAAGAAAUCAACAUUGACAAAAAAUCGUGCAUUAAGUGCAAAUUUUUUACUCAAUGAUAAAUCUUGAAUAAAAAAAAAAUAAAAAAUAUAUAAUUAUAUAACUGUUUUAAU
Molecule: messenger RNA, 3240 nt
Organism: Aphidius gifuensis
Lineage: Eukaryota; Metazoa; Arthropoda; Insecta; Hymenoptera; Braconidae
Product: cytosolic carboxypeptidase 2-like
Exons: 13
Coding region: 149-3196 (1015 amino acids)
Biological process (GO): proteolysis
Molecular function (GO): zinc ion binding; metallocarboxypeptidase activity
Source: RefSeq, a predicted model, not a curated record